Messenger RNA from Saccostrea cuccullata (small rock oyster), 2657 nucleotides. RefSeq names its product cadherin-99C-like. The coding region runs from base 51 to 1778 and encodes 575 amino acids. The record is from RefSeq and is a predicted model, not a curated record. Gene Ontology annotation, cellular component: catenin complex; adherens junction; plasma membrane. Gene Ontology annotation, biological process: multicellular organism development; cell-cell adhesion mediated by cadherin; adherens junction organization. Gene Ontology annotation, molecular function: calcium ion binding; cadherin binding. Lineage: Eukaryota; Metazoa; Mollusca; Bivalvia; Ostreida; Ostreidae. The transcript has 14 exons.
AAGGAAGUUUAUUAAUUAUUCAUAUUUUAGUCUAUUGUCAAGUCAAGGAGAUGCAGAAGCGGAACACUAUACGGGUUAAUUUUACAAUAAUCUGGCUGUAUUUUUACGUACAUACAGGGAAUUCGCAGGAACCAUGCAGUUCACCUGAUCCCAACAUUGCUGGAACUGUGUACGAGUCCAAUUUUUCUUCUUUUGACCCAAACUCCCCACUCUAUAGGACAGACACAACGAUAGAAGGAAUAAAUCAGGGAACUAAUCAGAACUCGGGAGUCAACAUAACGUUUGUCAGAUCACCACUCACUCCUGCUGAUAUUAAUUUAAAUAAUCUGUUUGAAUUGAUAAGUUAUCCAGUAUCAGGAUCACAAUUUGGAACUAGGACUUUUAUUCGAUUAAAGUCAGCAAUUGACAGAGAUGGAAGUUCCUAUAUAGCUAGUGAUGAUCUUGAUACUGUAGAAUUUCAAUUAUCUUGUCGUUCUUUGAAAGACCCAACCCAGACAAAGUUUUUCCUGAUGCAGUUGGAGAUUCGAGAUAUAAAUGAUAAUGCACCUAUAUUUGGAAAUGCUCCUUAUUCUGCUUCAGUCGAUGAGUCAGCACCAGUUGGAACAACAGUGUAUUCUGGGAUAACAGCUACAGAUCUGGAUGCAGGAAGCAACAAAGAAAUAGAGUAUGCCAUAGUACCCGGAGAUGGAAGUAUUGAUUUGUCUGGGGGUUUUCAGACUGAUGGUUCAGCCAGAUUUGCACUUCCUAUCACUUUAAGAGGAGAAAUAGUUGUCAGCAAUUCUUUAGACUUUGAAUCUGUUCGGUCAUAUACCUUCACCAUAUCUGCGACAGACAAAGCCAGCAAUGUUGCAGACAGAAAACAGACUACCACCACCAUCACAAUAACUGUAAAUGAUGUGGAUGAUUUAGGACCUAAAUUUGUGUAUUCCUUCUGUUUUAAUGUCAACAAUGUUUGUUUUAACCCAAUUUAUACGUCAAGUAUCACAUCUGGAUCAACAGCUGGUGCUCUAGUAUUUAGUCCGGUACCCGUGGAUUCUGGAAAUCCCAAAGCAACAGUGGACAUCAUUGCAGAGGACAGGGACACUCUUAAUGCUUCAAUCACCUUUACAAUACGACAAACUUUACCAUCUGGGUACCAGAACAGAUUCCAAGUCACCACUCAACAAGUUUCUGGCUCAGCAAACCAAUAUCGAGCCCUUGUUAACCAAACAGGAGCAAUAAAUUUGUCCCAGGUUUCUGAGCUGGAACUUUUCAUUGAGGCUAAAGAGAAUGUAGCUCACCGAUAUUCUGACAGAGCUACAAUAAAGUUGUUCUUGGCUGCAGCCAACACCGGUAACCAAACUUCUGAUGACUGCAACAACAAUUCCCCACUAUUUUCUGCUCCUGUAUACUUUGUAAACAUUUUGGAGGGAAAUUAUACUGAGUACCACCAACGCAUUCUGAUGAUUUCAGCCACUGACGAUGAUUUGGAUGACAUUGAGUACGAUAUUCAGAGUAUUUCAAACAACGGCGACAGUGUGUUCUCUCUGGAAUCAAAUAGUGAAAAUAAGGCCGUCAUUACAUGUGGUGGUUACAUUGUUAAGGGACAGUCGUUCGGCAUUGUAGUACGUGCAACUGAUCGUGUAUUACCAAUAUCAAGGAGGAGAAGUUCCUCAGUCCAAAUUGAAGUAAAGGUUGGUCCUUCUGGAGCGCAGUUAAUUCCUAGCAAAGCAGUAUCUAUUCGAAUUUCUUAUUCAGUGAUGACAUUAAUAUUCUUCAGGUUCUUGGCGUUUUUCUGACUUGGAAAAAAUAUAGACAUUAUACCUGCAAAAAAGUCAAUCUUUGACAUGUUUCAUGUAUGGAACUCGUUCAAUAAAGAUUAUGAAAUGUUCACUUACAGGUUGUAUAUUUUAACAGUUAUAUUCUCCCUCACUUUGUUCGUCCGAAUAUAAAUUAAUUAUGUUCUGAGCAUACGGAAAGAAAGAGUCUAGAUUUCUAUAAUCUCGUUGUCUACAGAAAAGUGACAUGUUACAGUGUAUACCAAGUACUCAGUGAUGGGCCAUUCGUGGGAAUUCUUGCUUUCAUUGCCAAAUAAAAUAACCAUGUAAAUUAAAGUGGUUGUAUAGAAACUGCUUGUCCCUGUUGUGAAUUUGAAGCCCAAUGGACCAACAUUCUUCUAUAAAUUGAACCCUGAGUUUUGCCAACUUAAAAAGCCAUACAAUGGAUACAUUUUCGUUUGUAGACAACAGUAAAAGAUUUGUUGUCAAGAUUUUCCCUGAUGGAAUAGAAAUUCCGUUCAGUUCGAUGCCUAGUAAAAGAAAAGUUCAUAAUCAAAAUAUCAAAGGUUUUACUGGUUUUACAGAAAAUUGUGAAAAAGAAAAAAAAUAGGAGAUGGGAUCUUCAAAUACCGGUAUGUUUCUGAUAUAAACUUAACAUUUCUUCAUAUUUUGUAUGAUCUGUUGUUUCUAGACCCUUUUGUGAUUAAAAAAUAUAGCUUUAAGUAACUGCAUCAAUUCUUUGCUUGGAAUUUGAAGUUAAAGAAACAAAGGAAACGGGUUGUUUGAGAAUAUCUUUCUUCCAAAAAAUGUGGAGGUAAAAAAAAAAAACACUUAAGAAUUGCAAUAUUAAAUAGCCAUUAUUUUUAUAACUUGAUUCAUAAUAAAUAUAAUUUAUUUCCA